Messenger RNA from Symbiodinium necroappetens, 1323 nucleotides. The record is from the annotation of a GenBank genome assembly. Lineage: Eukaryota; Dinophyceae; Suessiales; Symbiodiniaceae.
AUGGCAGACCUCCGUUCCGAGAAGUGGAUCCUUGUGAAACGGGAGGGCCAUGUUGCGGUCUUCAGAGCCGGAAACGAGUCGCAAGCGAUCCCGCCGCAAGGUCUCUACGUCCCGGUGGAGGCCGACUUGAUGCGAGGCGACAAGGAGAUCGCGGAUGCGUGCAAGGGCUACGACAAGGUGCACUUGUGCCGGGACUUCGACGGCGAGCGGUUUCAUGAUCGAAUUGCUGAGCUAGGCGCAGAGAAGGUGGGUCGCACCCUGUGGAGAUGGCUGAGGGCUGCGGCGGCGAAGCCUGCGAAGGUCUUGAAGGAGUUCGGUUCGGAGUCUGAGACAGAAGAGUAUGAUGAGCGGGGCUCAAUCGACCUGUGCCCGAAGCAUGCCCUUGACUACGAGGGCCGCAGGGCACAGAAGUGCUACCAGAGUCAGUGCAACCAGGUCAGCGAGUACCUCACUACAGAGUUCGGGGAGUUCGCUGAGUGUCUUGGGUCCUUUGAGCGCUGCUUUGAGGCCCAGGAGGACGGUGCCGAGCGAGGUGGUGUCGAGGAGAUCAACGAGGACGGGCUCUGGAAGGACAAGGAAGAUGCUGCUUACGUGCAGAUCGACGCCCAGCCGGUCCGACCUUUCAGCGGCGACAUCGGGGCCCACGUCGACGAAUGGAUCGAGGAGAACAUCUGUGGUUACCACGCGGAGAGCACCUCCAAGCAGUACAAUAUCAGAAGUGGAAGGCCAACGAAGACAAGCUGCUGGGAUUCUUGGGAUACCUUGGAUGGCUUGGAGCGUCGUUUGCCAGUCACGCCGAACAUGUUGACAUGGGUGGCGCAGCGGAUGGGCCCCCACCUCGCGGCUACGGCGGAGAAAGCUUUCGACGCCACCAUGGUGCUCACAGCGCUCAACACGGCUUGGUUCUUCAUGUUGAGGGCGAAGGAGUACUGCAAAUCGAAUGGCAUGGACUACGGGAUGGUGCUGAGAGGCGCGAAUCUGAGCUCAGCGAGGACGGAUCUGGAGGAUUACGCGACCCUCCAGUUUCGCAAAACCAAGACCGACCAGGAGGCCUUCGGACGUGCAAGACCGUGUAUAGGUCUGGUGUUGCAGGACUAUGUGUGGCCUCCGCGCUUCGGGCAUUUCGUAGCAGUUGCUCCUCAGCGCUUCGGCGCUGGCCCAGAGGCUCUGAAGCCGCUUUUCCGAUGGGCGAAUAGUCAAAUGCUUCGCAGGACCCAGGUCCAGCACUUGCUGCAGCGAGCAGCAGCCGGGGUGGGGUUGCCACCGGAACGCUUCAUGUCCCACUCGCUCCGCACCUGGGGCUUCAGCUUUGUUCCGGGCUAG